AUGUCACAGUUCUGUACGAUGCCAGCGGGAGAGAGGAAGAAGUGUGCAGCAGCUAUUUGCCGAGAGGUCCAUGGAACCAAUGGGGACACCAUAGAUCUGGGGAAGAAGCUGAGCGCUCCUAAAGACAUCAUGUUGGAGGAGCUGUCGUUGCUUUCCAACAGAGGCUCUCGUCUUUUUAAGAUGCGCGGGAGGAGAUCCGACAAAUACACAUUUGAAAGCAUCCAGAAUGAGGCAAACACACAACUAAAUAAUGAUAUUUUACUGGCCAACACACACACUGUGGAAAUUAAAGUGGAUGCACCCGACCAUGAAGGAACUCCUGGUGACGCAGAAAACUCAAAAUCAGAUGCAGAGAAGUCUGACGUCACAGUCUUGCACAAGUGCUACCACUCUCCAUGGGAGCAGGCAAUCCUCAGUGACCCCGACCUUGCCGAGUCUCUCAAACUAGCAAUGGCUGGACUGGACCCAAGAUCAGAGCUUACCGAAUACAAAUCCUUCAACCGGGUUGCCACUCCUUAUGGUGGCUUCGACAAAGCUCCCAGAGGAAUCACGUUCAAACUCCCGGAGAUAGACCUGAGCCUGCUCAGAUACCCAGAGCUCCAGGAGCCGGGUGUAAAGCGGCCCACCUUCAACAGGACAGCCCAGGGAUGGAUAACUGAGGGCACCCAUCUGAUCAUACCCACCAUUACCCUGGAGCCCAUCCAAGUCCCAGAGUCCGAGGAUCUGUAG
Limanda limanda (common dab) is the source of this 729-nucleotide messenger RNA. RefSeq names its product myozenin 2b (gene myoz2b). The transcript has 5 exons. Gene Ontology annotation, molecular function: telethonin binding; FATZ binding; actin binding. Gene Ontology annotation, cellular component: actin cytoskeleton; Z disc. Bases 1 to 729 code for a protein of 242 amino acids. The record is from RefSeq and is a predicted model, not a curated record. NCBI's taxonomy places the organism in Eukaryota, Metazoa, Chordata, Actinopteri, Pleuronectiformes, Pleuronectidae.